Molecule: messenger RNA, 1758 nt
Organism: Leishmania mexicana MHOM/GT/2001/U1103
Lineage: Eukaryota; Euglenozoa; Kinetoplastea; Trypanosomatida; Trypanosomatidae
Product: putative aldehyde dehydrogenase
Exons: 1
Coding region: 1-1758 (585 amino acids)
Molecular function (GO): aldehyde dehydrogenase (NAD+) activity
Source: RefSeq, a predicted model, not a curated record
AUGUUUCUUUGCUACUUGUUGAUGGCCGACCUCUUCGUGCGCGCCUACGCCAUCUUCAAGUGGCUGUGGGCGUGCGUGGCGCAGACGUUCGACCGCUACACCGCGCCGGCGAUUCAGGUGCCGCUGCCGGAGGUGAAGUUCACGGCGGCGCCGGCAGCGGAACCUCUCCACCCCCGCUCCGCAGGUGAGGGCAAGAUUCAGUGCUACGAUAAGGGCACGAAUGUCCCCAUUGGCACCGUGAAGGCGUUCACGCCGGCGGAGGUGCGCGAAGUGGUGGAGAAGGCCCGUCAAGCGCAGCAGGUCUGGGCCCUCACUCCCUUUUCUACCCGACGCAAACUGCUCUUCGCGCUCAUGGACUACAUCCUCGCCCACCAGGAGUUCAUCUGCCAGACGGCCUGCGUGGAGUGCGGCAAGACAAUGAUGGAUGGCACGUUAGGUGAGAUGCUGACCACGUUCGAGAAGCUGCGCUGGACUGCAGCACACGGUGAGGAGGUGCUGCAAGAGGAGGUCCGUGAUGUCGGUCUCAUGACAAUCCACAAGCGCGCCAGCGUGCGGUACGUGCCCUUCGGCGUCAUUGGGGCCAUCGUCUCGUGGAACUACCCGUUCCACAACAUCUACGGUCCCAUGGUCUCCGCCCUCUUCGCCGGUAACGCCUUCGUCGGGAAGGUGUCGGAGUACUCGUCCUACUACGCCUCCUACUACGAGUCGAUCGUGAAGGACGGCCUGCGCCAGCUUGGCUACUCGCCGGAUCUCGUGUCCUUUCUCACGGGCUUCGCGGAGACGGGCGAGGCUGUCGUGUCGUCGGUAGACAAGCUCACCUUCAUCGGGUCCCCUAACGUUGGGAAGAUCAUCAUGCGCAACGCCGCGGCAACGCUAACACCGGUUGUGCUGGAGCUCGGCGGCAAGGACCCGGCCAUCAUUUGCGAGGAUGCUGACCUGGAGCAGGUGAUCCCUGUCGUGAUGCGCGGCAACUUCCAGAACUGCGGGCAGAACUGCGUCGGCCUCGAGCGCAUUCUUGUGCAGGAGAAGAUCCACGACCAGCUGGUGCUCGAGGUGACUCGCCUGACGCGCGCCCUCACCCAGGGCCCCGCCUCGCAGGGCCAGUACGACCUCGGCGCCAUGACGAUGGGCAAGGCGGCCAUCCCGAAGAUCCAGCAGCUGGUCGACGAUACGGUGAAGGCAGGCGCCACCCUCAUUUGUGGCGGCAAGACGACGAGCGACCAGUUCUACCCCGCCACGAUCCUGACAAACGUGGCGCCAGACAUGCCAAUCGCUCAGGAAGAGGUGUUCGGUCCCGUGAUGGUCAUUAUGAAGUUCAAGACGGAUCAGGACGCCGUGAAGAUGGCUAACGCGUGCGCCUACGGCCUCGGCUCUAGCGUGUUCAGCACCGACAUCCCGCGCGCGCAGGCCAUCGCCGAUCGCAUCCGCACAGGUAUGGUGAACAUCAACGAUUUUGGCAUCAACUAUCUAUGCCAGUCGCUGCCGUUUGGUGGCGUGAAGAUAAGCGGCUUCGACCGCUUCGCUGGUCGCGAGGGCCUGCGAGGCAACUGCAUCGUGCGCGCCUCCACGGCUGACCGCAUCCCUGGCGUAAAGACAACCAUCCCGUCGAUCCUGCAGUACCCCAUCAGCCCGGCCGCCUUCACCUUCAUGGAGAACCUCGCUCAAGUGAUCUACGGCCGCCUGCCGCGCAUGGCCACCUCGGUCACCAAGCUGCUCGUCAUCAAGCCGGGCAACAGCACCGACAAGAAGAAGGCGUGA